AAUUGCAACAGAUUAAACAAUGAAUACAUAAAUUGCUGUGCGCCGAAAGCUUACAGUUAACAUAAAGUAUAUCCCAAGUUUAAUUGCGUUAUUUUAAUGCCAAUUCAAAAUUGAUAAGCUAUAGCAUAAAUUGUGAUACGAAAACUUACUCAACAUGCUGCACAAUUUCUGCAUCGCUUUAACGCUCUGGCUCAACUUUGGCUCGCUUGCAAUUUGGGCGCUGAGCAGCGACGUUACCGCCGGCAACGCUGGUGGCUCCGCUGCAAAUAAUGUCGUGCAGGAAGAUCCCGAAUUUACGGAAGUCAUUGAUAACAUAACAGUGCCUGCGGGACGCAAUGUCAAAUUGGCAUGUUCGGUGAAGAAUUUGGGCUCCUAUAAGGUGGCGUGGAUGCACUUUGAGCAAUCGGCCAUUUUGACCGUGCACAAUCAUGUGAUAACGCGUAAUCCGAGGAUUAGCGUAACACAUGAUAAACACGAUAAGCAUCGCACAUGGUUUCUGCACAUCAACAAUGUCCAGGAGGAGGACAUGGGUCGCUAUAUGUGCCAAAUCAACACGGUGACGGCUAAAACACAAUAUGGCUUUGUCAAAGUUGUCGUGCCCCCCAACAUUGACGAUGCGCUGACCUCCAGUGAUGUCAUUGUGCGCGAGGGCGACAAUGUCACACUGCGCUGCAAGGCGAACGGUAGCCCAGAGCCGUCCAUCAAAUGGAAACGAGAUGACAACCAUAAAAUUGUCAUCAACAAGACGCUCGAAGUUAACGACCUGGAGUCCGACUCGCUGGAGCUGGAGCGCAUCUCGCGUCUCCACAUGGGCGCCUACCUCUGCAUCGCCUCCAAUGGCGUGCCGCCCAGUGUCUCCAAGCGCAUCAAAGUGAGCGUCGACUUCUCUCCCAUGGUCUGGAUACCGCAUCAGCUGGUGGGCAUACCCAUGGGCUUUAAUAUCACACUAGAGUGUUUCAUUGAGGCGAAUCCAACAUCGCUCAAUUACUGGACGCGCGAGAAUGAGCAAAUGAUCACCGAGUCCUUUAAAUACAAAACUGAAACAAUUCCGGGGCAUCCGUCGUAUAAGGCAACCAUGCGACUGACCAUAACUAAUGUGCAGAGCAGUGAUUAUGGCAACUAUAAGUGCGUCGCCAAGAAUCCUCGGGGCGACAUGGAUGGCAACAUAAAACUCUACAUGUCAAGUCCACCCACCACACUGCCACCGCCCACAACCACAACGUUACACACAACCACAACAACCAUGCGUUUGGCCCACGACGCCAACACACCCUUCAAUGCGUAUGCAGCUGAUGUGCCCACAAACUCAGUAAUUGUUAUUGAUAAGCUGGGCUAUAAAUAUCAAUCGAAUUUAAAUGAGAUCGGCAAGUCCGAGCAAAAGCUUACAGGCAACACUCCAGACAGUUAUGACUGGACAAAGGUCAAGAGCAGUGCUGGGCGUGGCACACUUCAUUCUUGUUGGCUCUGUGCACUGGUUUUGCUGCUGGCAACGCAUUUACAUCAUUAGAAUAGAAUAUGCAAAACUAUAUUAAUAAAGUGCCAUUACAAGAACAUUAAUUCAAUAAACAACAAAAGCCAAACUGCAGCUACAAAUUUAACCAAAAUCAUCCUA
Molecule: messenger RNA, 1612 nt
Organism: Drosophila busckii
Lineage: Eukaryota; Metazoa; Arthropoda; Insecta; Diptera; Drosophilidae
Gene: DIP-epsilon
Product: neurotrimin
Exons: 9
Coding region: 155-1507 (450 amino acids)
Cellular component (GO): neuron projection
Source: RefSeq, a predicted model, not a curated record